CUCGAGUACAGUCGCCUUUUAAAAUUAUUGACCAUUGACUUGGCCGAACACAAGUCGUAGUAAUACUGAUACAUAUACAUAUGUAUAUAUAUAUAUAUAUAUAUAUAUAUAUAUAUACACAUAUAUUAGUCAUCGAAAGAACGAGGUCAUUCUACGAAAUUUGCACAAUGAUCGUUAACUCAAUGUCCGUCGAAAUGUCGUGUUUGUCGCGUGAUCAAUUUUCUCAUUUAACAUAACCUUUUUAACGAUUGUAUCUUUCCCGCUGCUCGCGGAUAUACAGUCAGCUGAUUUAGUAUUGACGGAAUAUAAGCCGUUCUUUUUCGAUAGAAUAACAGGUAAAUUCGAUUAGAUUUGCGAGAGAUCUUCCUUCGGGCGUUCGUUUAUUUGGAAAUCUUUUAGGCGGAUGAAAUUUGCUCGAUUUUCCACGGAUGAAACGAUUCCGACAAGCUGUUGGCGGUCGAUGACAUACACAGUACAGUCUGACCGAAUUAAUAUUGACGCAUUCUAACGCACGUUUGUUUCAGUUCCUAAAUCGAAAACAUUUCAAAGUCUAAAUAGCGAUCAUUACGUGAUUUUGCUGUGUCGCAUUUCAAAUAUUUCCUCAAAGAGAAGAAGUUUUUAAACAGCGAUGCUUCGACGAAUUUGGGAUCGUGAAAGACAAAACAAGGACAAACGAAUCUCGACAGACUGUACAGCUGAAGUUGUAUUGACUACAGCGUUUUCUUCGAGCGACUGCAUUUCGGCCAAAACGAAGUAUACAACGGAUAUCAAGAGUGAAAAUAUAAAGUGUCGUCGAUGAUCUGCAACACUGAAUGAAUGAUCUCAAUUGGAAGAAGAUAAUCAAGGUAAAUUUAUCGAAUGAAGUCGAGUUCGUUGAACGUUCCAAUUGCAUUCCGUCGACGCCAACAUUUCGAUCCGUUUCUAGCACGAUACCAUGUCGAAGACAAGAAAGAAACAAUGCUUUUUAAAAUACGUUCGUAGCAGAACUUCAAUCACAAAGUACGAAUGAUACGAUGUGGAAGUUUUCGAAAUUUGAAGAUCGCGCGACAAACGAAAAGGAUAUCGCAGGAGCCUAAUUAAAAUUUCGGAAAACUUUCUGAUCGAGCACUGCCAUUGUCACGUGAUCUAUCCUAUUCUUACGUCACUUUUCGCGUAAAAUUUAAAAUUUUUUGCGACACUCUUGUCGCUUGUUCUGGAUGAAACGAUUCGGUAACUUGAAACAAAAUGGGAAAAACGAGAGGAGUGCAUGAAACAACGCCGGAAUUAAGAAAUCGAAUGGUAGGAAUGUAUGAAGCAGGUUUAGGCCUGCGAGAAAUCGCAGCCGCCGUAAAUUGUUCGCAACGUACAGUAAAGAGAUGGUUAAACAGAUUCGACAAAGAAGGCACGGUGGAAACUCGAGAACGAUGCGGACGUAAGAGGGCAACAACAGCGGAACAAGACGAAGCAAUUGUUCGACUAGCCACACAGACACCGAUAACGGCAGCAAAAGCUGUACUUCCUGCUUUAGGACUUACUUGUUCUGUCGAUACUAUACGCGAAAGGUUACAUAAAGCUGGAAUUCAUAAUUGGAGUCCUUCGCGAAAAUACAUGCAAAGAAUCCCACUCGGCGAUACGGAUGGUGUUGCUAUACAACAACCUGUAUGGAGACCUACUGGAACGCAAUUAGGGAAAAAAAAGUCUUCCAGAGAUCCUAAUAAGAAUGAAAAGAAUGCUAGUAUAACUAAAAAGAGAAAUCCACUAAGGAAAAUUAGAGCCAAAGAUGUUUAUGUUGGAGAUGGAGCACCAACAGAAAGCGUAAAGUCUUCUAACGAACAACAGGCAUUUAUAUAUCAACAACAGAGUGCUUCACAGACAGAAGCCAAUGAAAUACAAGCACCACCUCAGCCUUUACACCCGCAGACAGAUUUUAGCAAUACUCUGAGUUUAACUCAGGAAACGCAACCUAUUUAUCAGCAUCCUGGCCUGAAUAUCUCUCAGAAUUGGCCUCUAGAUUUAGUACAAGGAAGUCAUCAUUAUCCACAGGGUCAACAAAAUUCAAUAUCUCACGAACAAGUAGUUUCCUCUCAACAGCUUCAAGAAUUGCAUGCACAACAGGAACGGCAACACCAUAUCCAACAAGUACAACAAACGAUCACGGAUCAGACUCAUAAUCUUGAUCAACAACAAGGGCAACUUCAAGCAGAAGUUCAGCAGCAACAACAGCAGCAUCGUGAUCACUUACAUUCUCAGUUAACUAGUCCACAAACCAGUACGAAUUUAGUUUCUGAUAAUUCUAAUACUCGUGGUUCUCAAGAUAAUAAUCAGUCUUCUAGCAUAGAAUCUAUUCAGGAUAAAGUUUCAUCGGAAGAAGGUAGCACGAGAAAUCAACUACAGAAAAGGAAAAAAAAAGGCGGGAAAGCAAAAGGGACAUUGGAAACCAGCGUUGAAAUUCGAAAUCGUAUGAUCGGCAUGUCCGAAGCUGGUUUAUCCACGUUAUCUAUUGCGCUUGCAAUCGACAGAUCGGAACGUACCGUUAAAAGAUGGUUAGAACGUUGGCAUAAAGAAGGUAACGUACAAACUAAAGAAAGAAAGGGUCGUCGACGAAUCACUACUAAAGAACAGGACGAAGCCAUUGUUGCUAUGGCUACUCAGCAACCGCUGACUGCAGCUAAACAUGUUGCGCCUGCUCUGGGUUUAAAAUGUAGCGUUGAUACAAUCAGGGAAAGGCUGCAUAAAGCCGGUAUACACAGUUGGAAGCUUGGGAAGAAACAGGGAGAAGGAAAUGCUGUACAUACUGUACACCUUUGGCAACCAAGUGGAAAUCGACCGAAUAAGCCAAAAUUACCGGGCGAGAAGAAGAAAAAGUCAAGCAAUAAUAAAAAACGCGAUCAAGCAUCAAACAACACGCAGAAACGAUUAUCUACUAGAAAAAGAAAACCCGAAGCGGUUCCAGUAAAGAUGAUUUCACCACCUGCAAACAUAAUGUCGGAACAAACUACUACUUUAUCAUUCCAUAAUCCUGGAACAAUGGCAAACUAUGUUUCAGGUUCUAAUAUAAUACAACCUAUUCAUAAUAUUUCCGCACCUCCUUCUACAAUUGUUCAAUCUCAAUCGCAUCCGCCAGCAGGUCCUCCGCCAGCAUCUCAAUCGAUACAACCAAUCAAUUCUAUGAUGCAACAAAGGCCUGACUGUCGAUUAGCACCAGCAAUUGUGACACCCGUAUCGGGUCAAGGAAAUACCGGAGUUGCCUAUCCAUCGUGUAUGGUUGGAAGUAACAGUCACACAGGACACAUGGAACAACCAGAUCCUUUAAAUUAUGAACCGUACAUUUGGAGUUUCUAAUCAUCGAUUACACGAGUAACAUUAAAUCAUGAACUUCCAAAUCACUUUUACAACAUAUUGUUCCAAAUUUUUUAACUUUUUAUCACAUUGUAUAACGUUCGAUUCGAAAACUCAAAUUAUUACGUUAGCUUUACAUUUAUAUUAUUUAUGAUGGUAACGUGAAGCUAAUUUGUGAAUCGUAAGUCGCUUUCGUGGAAGUAUUUCAGUAUUUUUACGAUUGCUAAAAUUUGGAAUAAAAGCCUCAAAUAAAUAUUAUCGAGUAAGUAACGGACUGUUAAAAUUGAAAGAGUAUGUAAAAUUUUAAUCGAUUAUAAUUAAUCUUUAACAUAUCCUCAUAAAUAUAUGAGUUAAUUCGUUAGAGGUAAUUAACUUAAUUGUUAGUAGAUAUCGAACAGAAUAUAAGAUUUAUGGAAAAAAGAUUAUUUUCUUUGUGUUGCUUGUAAGAUUGGAUGUAUCAUUUAUAUGAUUAUAAAUGCGAUAUCGUAAAACGAUGAAAAAGUUUUUUGUGCCGAAUCGAAAUUGUGAAACGAAGACCUUUAAAUGUUCACUUUUAACGCAUAGCAAUGUAAUCGACAUCCAUCCUUUACACGGAAAAUAAGUUUUGAUGAAAUUCAUAUAUGAAAAAAACAAUGUUAUUUUACUCGAAGUAUAAACUUUUAUAAAAUAUUUUUCGUAAAUUUAAAGUUAUUACUUAUUAUUAAAAAUUAAGUAUUAGAAAUUAUUACUUAUCAAUCAUUAUUACCACUAUCAAUUCCAUCGAUUUAAAGAAUUUUCAUGUUGAAUGAAACUAAUUGAAUUAAUUUAAGUCAACGUGAAGAAACACGUCAGUAUUGUGUAAAUAUAUAUUGCGCAUAUGACCGUAAUUAAACAGAUAUAUUGAUAAAAAUAAAAGAAAAGUUAUACAAUGUUUAUUUUGCUAUACAAUGUAUUUUAUCUUUGAAUCGUCAUUCACAAUGUGGUAAUGAAAUACGUGAAAUAAAUGACUGUAAAGGUAGAAAA
Bombus pascuorum is the source of this 4320-nucleotide messenger RNA. Its product is annotated as probable basic-leucine zipper transcription factor Q. The transcript has 7 exons. Bases 1225 to 3321 code for a protein of 698 amino acids. The record is from RefSeq and is a predicted model, not a curated record. NCBI's taxonomy places the organism in Eukaryota, Metazoa, Arthropoda, Insecta, Hymenoptera, Apidae.